Molecule: messenger RNA, 8010 nt
Organism: Ochotona curzoniae (black-lipped pika)
Lineage: Eukaryota; Metazoa; Chordata; Mammalia; Lagomorpha; Ochotonidae
Gene: DENND1B
Product: DENN domain containing 1B
Exons: 23
Coding region: 138-2483 (781 amino acids)
Biological process (GO): endocytosis; T cell receptor signaling pathway; endocytic recycling
Cellular component (GO): cytosol; nuclear speck; intracellular membrane-bounded organelle
Molecular function (GO): guanyl-nucleotide exchange factor activity; phosphatidylinositol phosphate binding
Source: RefSeq, a predicted model, not a curated record
GCGGGGAAGCUCCGGGGGCGCCGACGACAUGGACCCGGCGCGGCCGCCGCUGUGAGCGGCCUCCCGGGCGCGGGCGGGCGGCACGACCCUCGGGCGGCGCUGGGCGGCGGCCACCGGCCCCACCGCGACAUGUAACCAUGGACUGCAGGAUCAAGGAAAAUCCAGAAAGAACCUUUGACUUGGUAUUGAAAGUGAAAUGCCAUGACUCUGAAGUUGAAGAUCCUGUGGUACUGUGGAAAUUCCCAGAGGACUUUGGAGAUCAGGAAGUACUACAGACCGUGCCAAAGUUCUGUUUCCCUUUUGACGUUGAAAGGGUGUCUCAGAAUCAAGUUGGACAGCACUUUACCUUUGUACUGACGGACAUUGAGAGUAAGCAGAGGUUUGGAUUCUGCAGGCUCACGUCAGGAGGCAGAAUCUGCCUGUGCAUCCUUAGUUACCUGCCAUGGUUUGAAGUAUAUUACAAGCUUCUAAAUACUCUGGCAGAUUACUUGGCUAAGGAACUGGAGGAUGAUUUGAAUGAAACUCUUGCGUCUCUGUAUAACCACCCAGUACCAAAGGCCAACACUCCUGUCAAUUUGAGUGUGAACCAAGAUAUAUUUAUUGCCAGUGAGCAAGCUUUGAAAGAUCAGCCCUCGUUAGCACCGCAUUCCUUCUUCAUUACCCCUGACCUAACUGGACUCCCAACAAUACCUGAGAGUAGAAAUCUUACUGAAUAUUUUGUGGCUGUGGAUGUGAACAAUAUGCUGCAGCUGUAUGCCAGUAUGCUGCACGAGAGGCGUAUCGUCAUUACCUCUGCUAAAUUAAGCACUUUAACUGCCUGUCUCCAUGGAUCCGCUGCUCUGCUGUACCCCAUGCACUGGCAGCAUAUAUACAUCCCUGUGCUUCCUCCGCACCUGCUCGACUACUGCUGCGCACCAAUGCCAUACUUGAUUGGAAUACACUCCAGCCUCAUAGAGAGAGUGAAAAACAAGUCAUUGGAAGAUGUGGUUAUAUUAAAUGUUGACACAAACACUUUAGAAUCACCGUUUAAUGACUUGAACAACCUCCCCAGUGAUGUGGUCUCGGCCUUGAAAAAUAAACUGAAGAAGCAGUCCACAGCUACUGGUGAUGGAGUAGCUAGAGCCUUCCUUAGGGCACAGGCCGCUUUGUUUGGAUCCUACAGAGAUGCACUGAGAUACAAGCCUGGUGAACCCAUCACUUUCUGUGAGGAGAGCUUUGUGAAGCACCGCUCAAGUGUAAUGAAGCAGUUUUUGGAAACUGCGGUUAAUCUCCAACUUUUUAAGCAGUUCAUUGAUGGGCGACUGGUGAAGCUCAAUGCCGGAAGAGGGUUUUCUGAUGUGUUUGAAGAAGAGAUCACCUCAGGAGGCUUCGGUGGAGGGAACCCGAGAUCAUACCAGCAAUGGGUACAUACAGUAAAGAAAGGAGGUGCUCUGUUCAACACAGCAAUGACCAAAGCAACACCUGCCGUACGGACAGCAUAUAAAUUUGCAAAAAAUCACGCAAAGCUGGGCCUGAGGGAAGUGAGGAGCAAGCUCAAGUCCAAGGAAAAUGAGGAGGAUUAUGGUCCCUGUUCUGGCUCUGUGCAGUAUACACCAGUUCACAUGGCACACAGUGAGAAGGGAGAAACCCUACAAACGCAAAAGACAGCCCAGGCUCACUUAGAGAGGCCCCCCAAGACCCUCGAUGGUGCUCUCUCUGAUGCCAACGAUGAUGACAUUGAGAGAGCCAGCAAGUUGUCUUCCGAGGAUGGUGAAGAAGCUCCAGCUUAUUUUUAUGAAAGUGAUGAUUCUGCUGACCCCAGAGAAAAGAUCCCUUACUCGGGGGAAAUGGACUUACUAGGCGAGAUCCUUGAUACCUUGAGCACUCACAGCUCAGAUCAGGGAAAGCUGGCAGCUGCCAAGAGCUUGGAUUUCUUUAAAUCAAUGGAUGAUAUUGAUUACAAACCCACUAAUAAGUCCAAUGCUCCCAGUGAGAACAACCUGUCCCUUCUCUGUGGGGGUUCCGGUGAUCCAGCCGGGUGGCAUCGGGGACAGGACGACAGCGCCCUCCAUGGCAGACACCUGCCUCCCUCGCCCCGGAAGCGGAUUUCCUCUAGCGGUCUGACAGAGUCUCUAUUCAUCUGGAAAGAGGAGAACGGUGAAAAACGCCGCAGCACCCACAGCAUGCAUGGCCCUGCUGCGGUGGAGAAGCCAACUCCUCCUUCAGGCUUGGACUUCCGGCCAACUCUCCCUGACGUUUCCCAAACUGACCGAGAAAAAACAGGAAAGGAAAUGCUCCCCCCGGUUUCUGACGAUCCCCUUGUCCCCAGCCUUGGGCGAUGUCCAUCUACUUCUGUUCCUUGGGAGAAAGAAGGAAAAGAAGCCAAAGAGACUUCAGAAGAACCCGGCCUGUUCCACGAAGUUGUGUCCUUCUGUCACCUGACGGCUGACAUUCAGCAAGGCUACCGUGGUCCGGAGGAAAACACCAGUGGAAACAAAGCCUAAAUUGCCAAUCGGCAAUCAGUCAUUUGCAUCUAAGCUUCCUUUCUGGAGAUGUUUGGCAAUUCUAUGUAAUCUGUAUAGUAAGCAGAAUUAUUUGUAGGAAUGACAACUCUUACUACUAUUUAAUUUUUGUGUGUGUAUGUGUGUGUGUGUGUUUGGAACAUAUAUUCCCCACCUGCUCAUCUCAUGGUGUAAGGCCAAUCCUUCUACUGUGCUAUGAAAUCAGGUACUUGUUUGUGUGUGUUGCUACUAUGUAUUGAGCAUAUGAUUUCCCAUUAUUUGGUGCUUAAUGCCACUUAUUGUAUUUAAACUAAAUAUGCAUACAUAACCCUGUGCGUAACCUUAGAUACUGUACUGUAUUAAUCUGGUCGGGCAUGAACUGAUCAAACCUAGCCUGAAGCUGAUGAAACUGUUAGCCCACUAAUUGCCUUAAUCUUAAAUCUACAUUGAGCAUACUUAAGUAAUUUAUAAAAUUACCUGUGAAACUUUGAAAGAUAAGUUAUAACUGUUCUACAGAGCAAUAAUGCCUUUUUCUAUUCAUGGAAUCAAGGUCAAAAUUCACUUCUGAAAGUUAAAAAGCUUGCUCAUGAAAAUGUUUCAUUUGCUUACGUAGGGACCCUGCAGUCAUGUUUUCCAAAACCGAUGAAGGUGUAAAUUCCAUAUCUUUGACUCAGUGAAGCGUACGAAAUGCUGUAUUACAAGAUGUUAAUGACUUGUGUUUACAGAUGAGAUGCUCAGAAAAGGUGCACAGCCUCUCCUUUAGCCUUGUUAGUAUCAGGGAUCCACUGCAAAAAGGCCAACUCAACAUCAACUGUCCAGACAUUGCCAAAACGUUUCAUAUUGGUAUAUCCAACAAUUGACUUUGUAUUUUAAAAGCCACACAAAGGCCAUGCUGGGGUCCCAGUGCUCCUGCAUCGAGGACCUCGCUCCCCAACAUCUUGCAUUCGUUUUGCCCAUUUGCCUCCAAUGAUGUGCCAGCACAGAGUCUCACGUCCCUGAGGUUUGGUUCCCUGCUAUGCCACCUGUUGUUCCUGGAUCUCAUCUAGGGCGUAUGUUCCAUGAAGUCACCACCUCUACUCAGACCCUCUUGGUUUGGCAGUUUCUUUAGAUUCCCCUUAUUUUUGAUGAACAUUAGCAGUUUUGAGGAGUGCUGGUCAGGUGUGUUGUAGGGAACCCCUCUAAGAAUUUGAUGUUUUUGUCAAGCUAACCCUGAGGUUAUGAUUUUGAAAUGGGACAAUCACAGAAGCAGAGUACCGUUUCCAUCACCUCAUGUGGAGGGCAUGCUUUGUGUACAUGAUCUGUCAGCAUUGGUGUUGCCUUUGGCCACCUGCCGUGGUGGUGUUCACCAGUUCUCUCCAUCCCAGCCUCCUCCUUCUCCUGUCCACUGCCUGGUGGAUCACUCUGAGAAACCCACAUAUGUAUAAGAAGUGGACAUCCUCCACCCCUCCACUAUGUAGCAGAGGUUGGUUUAUCUACUUGAAUUCAGUGGACUUCUGGAGGGGAUUUGGUAUCCUCCCUGACAUUCACUGUUGAGUUUUGAAAUUCCUUGAAAAGGAAUUAUGAUUGCUUCAUGAUAAGCUGCGUUGCCAGGUUAGUGAGAAUGAGAAACCCUACAGAAGUUACGGUUAGUUACAUCUGGAGAUGUUACGGUUAGCUCUGUUAGUAUGUACAGUGUCUCUGCUCUGUCCAUACCCAUUCAUGAUGGUUUUCAAAAUAUUAUCUCUAGAGAAAGGGUGUUUGAGAAACUAUUCAAGAAUGCAAUAAAGUUUGCACUCUAAAACAUUUAUUGAAGGAAUAUAAUUUAAUUACAGUUCUAUAAGAUGGGAUUAUAAAACAUUGCUUAAAAUGUUUAUUAAAGUUAAUUAUCAAAGAAGGCCAUGAUUUUUUAAACUGCAUUCAAACUCUAUAAUUAUUUUUAAUUGGGACAAUUACUUAUUUGUGUAUGUAGAGGAGGCAUGGUCUUGGUUUCUUUUUAAGAAUGGCCUUCAUGUAUACUGGAGGAAAAGAGUUUACUAUUUAUUUUUAAGCACAGAAGAAAGACCCAAGAUUCCUGACACAUUUUGCUUCAGCUGCUCAUUUUAAAAUUCCAAUUUAUUUAACUGAAGUAUUUUAAGUUAGAAGGUUAAAACGUUACCCUGAUUGGUAACCUGCCAGGUAAACAGUCCUUCAUAAUUUGUGAAAAGAAUAUUCAACAGCGUUUCCAUCUAAAUUUUGAAAUGAACUGUUUCUUCUUUUUCUGCAACUCAUAGUUUCAGGAAUGAGAUAACGAUGAGUGUGGCAGAGACCAGACUUGGGAUUUAGUCCAUUAGCUUAAUAACCACAUCAUGGCCACUGAAAUCUAAGUUCUUUUUCUACACUGAGUCACCUCAUAAGGUGUUUGGCUAUGAUACUGUGUUUUAAGGAUAUUUAGCUACUCCCAACCUAAUUUUGUCUUAGUAUGUUAGAGCAAUUUGUGCCUUACUUUAACAUGCAGAUUUUAUUAGCCUGUGCUAAAAAUAAAGCAAAAACAAAAGCUCUAAGUAUUGGUCUUGAAAAAUCUAGAUAAGUCAUAACAAGUACUAGUAUUUGAAAGCAUUAGCCCUUUGAGUAUUUAAAGGCUGCUCAACUACAAACUCAACUUCGUAGUAUUAUGGUGGAGCACACAGUGAAGUUAGAGCAAGUUCUGAAAUAAAAGUGUUUCAUCUUAUUUUCUACCAUGGACCAUAUUUUCUGGUGAAACUUUAUCAAAUCUUUUUAAGCUCCCCUGAUGUUAGAAAUCAUCGUACAAAGAAGCAAUACCUGGUCUCUUCUGGAUUUAUAGAACUAGUAAGCCUUGUUUCGUUUGUUUGUUUGUUUGUUUGUUUGUUUUUGAUACAGAAUCUCUAGUCCUCUUGAACUCACUGUAACUCUCUCCUUUUGUCCCUGCAUUUUACAGUCACUGUAGCUCAGAGAGAUGGAGCAGUUGUGGCCAAGUGAGGACCUAUAGGUUCAGUAAGUAGUCAUGUGUCUGUGUGGCAUAUUUUGAUGUUUACCUGCUUUAGCAUAUUUUAGAAAGGUACCAGUACAUAAUGCUACUUUUUUAAGUUAAAAUUAGAAACCCAUUCACAGAGUAUUUAUGCAGGGAGGAUCACCAGUGAUGUAGGCAGGUAACUAAGUGAUUUAGUCCCUUUGAAGGAAUCAGUGAAAAGGUAAAGAAAUUCCACGUCUGUUUACAACAACAAUAAUGAUGACGAUGAUUAUAGUGUACUUUGUUUGAUGCAAGUUAUUGGCUCAAGAUUCUAAUGCCAAAAAAGAAAUUUUUGACACAGAACUAUGCCAUUUCCGAUUUCAUUUACUUCUUCUUGAUUAUUAUGCUAACUGUAAGAAUGCUGCUAAGACAGGUACCAUUAGAGAACAGACUCAGACAUUUGUAGGAGCUCAAUGUCCUUGCUGAAUGGAUUGUCUGUCCAUAGCCAGCUGACCCAGGAAUCUGUGUAAUAGAAUUCUGCUCCUGGACAAAGUCCUUAGGCCACUUAACUCCAUUUAGGAAUAUCUGAAGUUGUAGGUAUAUAUUGCUCAGCAUCCAAUUUUAACAAUACUAAUCCCAUCACCCUUUUGAACCAUAUGCUAGUGCAUUGUAAGAAUUCAGUGGUAUCAUCCUAAGGCAGGCCCCAGGAAUGCUGCUGAAUCUGCUGUUUGUUAAAUUAGGUGGAGAAACAGAUUCCUGAACAGGAGGAGAACACUGUGAACAUUCUUUGAACCAGACCUGCAUUCUGUAUUUCUAUCUAUCUUAGGAUCCUAAAGAUUGAUUUUUUUUCAGGAAUGGAUUUUUCUAAUUGUGAGUUCCAUUUUAUUUGACAUGAAAGACACUGAAUCUGAGAGGACAUUUGCAAAUCAGGGUACACAUUUUAGAAUGUGAAAUGAAUUUUCAAAUCUAAUGUUUCCACUGAGCACUUCUUAAUGUGGCAUGGAACUUUUGCUACCCCUAUGUCAAGCCCAGGAAUGUUGUCAGUGUGUCUUUCUUAGAGCUUCUUUGUAGGUGGAAUGGUUUUGAGCAAAUUGGUUAACCUUAUGAUUUGGCCUAGAAAUAGGGAAUUGGGUACGUUUAGACAGGAACCUGUUUUAUUUUGAAAAUAAUAGGAUUUUGUGCAAUAUUUUUUCUAGUCUAAGUUAGUUCAUACAAAUAUGCACACCUGCUUUCCCGGCAGAUACCUUAAGGUCACGUUUUUCAGUAUUUGUGUAAUAUUCUAUGUAGCAAUGUUGUGUUGAAUUUUAGGAAAGAAAAUGUAUUCUUUAUAUUGUUGCCGGGGGAAAUGUUUUUAUUUAAAAUAAUUGUGGAUAUUGCGUCAUGGUAUCAUAACGAAUUGCCUCAGCAACAGUAAAUAUGCAAUAAGAAUAUCCUGUACCUUAGGUGAGUGUUACUUACUGUUACCUUAAAGAAAUGUGUAUGGUACAAAGCGAUGACUCUGUAUCUGUACACUUCACAUCUAUCUAAGUGGCAUUUUUAUGAUGACGACCACAUCGUUGAUUGUAAUAUCCUUCGUGAUGAAUCUUUGCUAAGAUUUAUAAAGGGCAUUGCCAAUACUUUUUAACUGUAUGUAAAUUAAGUUAAUUUUUUUGUAUGAUGUACAGUUUGUUUAACCUUAGAGCUUCUAUAGAUUUCUACUUUUUAUUAUACUUGAAUGAGGCAGAAAGCACUGUGGGAAAUCUGUAGUUCUGGAUGCGAUAUGCAAAUAUACCAAAAACAAUAAAACAAGGUACUGAACAGAAAUGUUAGUGGGAUGCUCUAUGUGAGAAGGCUUUGGUUUUCAAGCCAUUCUAAUUGUGCAAUGAAGUAACUGAAAAUAUACAGUCUUUUAUCUUAAAAGAUUGCAGAGUCAGAUUGCUUACUUACCUCUUGGACAUGAUGGAAGCUGUUAGUCUCUUCAUCACUGUAGCAUUUCAGUUCUCAAUUGAAAGCCUUACUGAGGUCCAUGAAUGAAUCCACCAUUGGGUUGAUUCUGUAAUGUUUAGGACAGGACAAAUUUAGAACAUUGUGCACGGCGAGUGUACCACCUGCUUCAUGCCACUCUCCUUCAGGUAGUGUAAAUUCCACCGAAUACUUUGAGAGCCACUUAACUGUCAAAUACCACACAACCAGAUCAUUUUAAAUCUGGUAUGAUUCAAUGCUUACAGCUGUGCCUGGAACAGCAACAAUUAUGAGUUGCAUGAAUUCUGACUUAGAAUGCAUAAUGCCCAGGAGGGUUUCAACAUUGAACUUAUCCAAACCUGAUGUAUUUUUUAACAGCUGCAGGAGCCAUUUCAAAGGAUCAAAAAUCUCGGGCUUUUUGCUUGACAUAGUAUCAGCUCUCUGUGGCAACCCAGCCAGCACGGAGAUCUGCUUCAUUAUUGUUGCAUCCUGGAGUCUACAGUGUAAAUUAUCUCCAAAGGUGACUACUAUGGGAAAGACAUUGUGUAUAAAGGUAUUGCCUUGAGAGUUUUAAAAAUAUGCAAAAGAUAAAUAUCAGAUGGCUUCUACAUUAUUAUAAGUGCCCAACAAUGCAGUUAUAAAAUAAAAUUGGUCACAAUUGAA